Messenger RNA from Lindgomyces ingoldianus, 2007 nucleotides. RefSeq names its product FAD/NAD(P)-binding domain-containing protein. Bases 1 to 2007 code for a protein of 668 amino acids. The transcript has a single exon. Lineage: Eukaryota; Fungi; Ascomycota; Dothideomycetes; Pleosporales; Lindgomycetaceae. The record is from RefSeq and is a predicted model, not a curated record.
AUGUCAACUGCAAUUGCGAUCAGCACUGUUGCACCAGCCACUAAUAGUGUAAACAGUGAGCAAGCAAAAUCGCACAUCACCAACAGAUAUGAAGCCAUCGAUCUUGCUACGGCCUUGAAGACUCAGGAGAGGUAUCAAGAAGAGAGAAAAAAGCGGCUCAGGCCUGACGGCCUUGAUCAAUACGUCAAUCUAGGGGAUACUGAAGAGCCAAGUUAUAAACGCUUCCUAAGGGAUCCUUGGGACAACGGAUCAACUGCAUCUCUGACGCUGAAAGACAAUGCCCACUUCAAGUUUGUCAUCCUGGGUGCUGGCAUAGGGGGGCUUUUGUUCGCUGUACGGUUGGUUGGUGCUGGAUUUCAACCAGAAGAUAUUGUCAUCGUCGAUGCCGCUGCAGGAUUUGGUGGUACCUGGUACUGGAAUCGGUACCCUGGUGUGAUGUGCGAUGUCGAGAGUUACAUAUACAUGCCACUGCUGGAAGAGACGGGAUACAUGCCCAAGCACAAAUACGCCUAUGGGGAGGAGCUUCGUGAACACGCGAAUCGUGUUGCGCGACAAUGGUCUUUGGAGAACCGAGCCAUGUUCCGCACCCUCAUCACUCAAUGCACCUGGGAUGAUAAUACCGCAGAGUGGGCUGUCAAAAUGACCCAGAAAGCCUUCUCGGCAGACACAACGACGGCAAGCGUGCGUGCCGACUUUGUCAUGCUGGUCCCAGGACUGCUGAACCGUCCGAAGCUGCCAAAACUCCCCGGCUUGGGAAAUUUCCAGGGUCAGAGCUUCAUAACCUCACGUUGGGACUACAACGUCACGGGCGGCAACCAAGAAGCCCCAGAGAUGCGUCAGCUGCAAGAUAAGAGGGUUGGUAUCAUAGGCACAGGGGCCUCUGCUGUCCAAGCGGUGCCACACCUGGCCAGGUGGAGCAAAGAACUCCUAGUAUUUCAAAGAACGCCAGCAGCAGUUGACGUUCGAGGCCAGAAGGCAACUGAUGAGGAGGAGUGGAGACAGAAGAUUUGCACGGGACCGGGCUGGCAGAUGGCUCGUAGUCGUAACUUUGCAUCCUUCCUAGCCAACACACAGCCACCGGAGCCCGUGGACCUGGUAUCGGAUAGCUGGACAAGCUUUCCCUCAUUCAGCGUUCUGACGGGUGGGGCCAAAACAAUAGGCAUAGAUGAAAUUCCUGAUCAUGUCGCCAACUUGCAUCGAUUGGACAUGCCUCGCGCGGAGAGGAUACGAGCCAGGGUUGGCGAGGUAGUCAGCGACCAAGAGAUUGCCGAGAAACUCAAGGCAUGGUACCCAGGGUGGUGUAAGCGACCGGGGUUCCACGACGAGUACCUCCAAGCUUUCAAUCUGCCCAACGUCCAACUCGUAGAUACGAAUGGCAAGGGCAUCGAGAGACUGACCGAGGCGGGCGUUAUGGCGAAUGGUAGAACUUAUCACGUGGACGUGCUCAUCUGGUCAACGGGCUUUGAGCUCGGUGUGCUUGGCAGUCCAGGCUCUCGCUGCGGCGUCCAAGUAAUCGGGCGAGCAGGCUUGGACAUGGAGGACAAAUGGGCUAAAGGAGUUGCCACAUUACAUGCUGUCUGCACCAACGGCUUCCCUAACAUGUUCUUCGCGGGCGCGAACCAAGCGGGUGCAUCGCCUAACUAUACACCAACUCUGGAAACCUUUGCUCAGCACAUUGCUAAGAUCAUCUCAGAAAGUACUCGGCGGAUUGGCGAGGCUCAACCGGCUGCCAAGGUGGUCAUUGAGGCAACGCAAGAAGCAGAACAAGCCUGGUCAAGGCGCGUCAUAGCUGGGGCUCCGACCCUAGCGCCCAUGGCCGGAUGCACGCCUUCGUACUACAAUGCCGAAGCAUCUUUAGAUAACAUGUCGAGAGAAGAACAGAUGCUUGCGGCGCCGGCAGGGCCCUGGCCGGCAGGGCUGAACAGUUUCAUGGAUGUCCUAGAGGACUGGAGGAGCCGGGAUGGCGAGCUUGAAGGGUUGCACAUAUCAGGGGUACAGGUAGACUAG